Messenger RNA from Closterium sp. NIES-67, 1811 nucleotides. NCBI's taxonomy places the organism in Eukaryota, Viridiplantae, Streptophyta, Zygnematophyceae, Desmidiales, Closteriaceae. The record is from the annotation of a GenBank genome assembly.
CCUCUUUUGAGCCCCCUUGACGUCCAUUCCUAGUUCCAUCUACAACUCGCGUGUGUAUGUGCAUUUCGAUUCUCGCUCGAUCCUACAACUUACGCACUGGCCUCAACUCAACCACCAGCCACGAUCAUUCUCGUAACCAGCACGCACGCAUUUGCUCGCAACGAGCAACCGCCGGUUGGGACGCGCGGCAGUAACCGCAUGCGACGAAUGCAGCAGUACUACUACGAGUACCACUCCUAGUAAUGUUCUCGUCACCGCAGCACCAUAAUGAGGUUCGGCUCGCGCCGCGCCGCCACUGCCGUGACCAGUGGCCACCACACGCGCGGCGGAGGCUUAGAGGACGCCGAUCAGCGGAAAAGCUAGCAGCUGUAGUCGAGGACUUUCGAGCAAGUCCGCCCUCUCUAGCCGUAGUCGUGCUGCUCCUACUCGGCUCCUCCGCUGCACGGGGCUCAAUCGGCGGCGCUGACGCGCGAGGCGACGGCCAUCGUGAUUCGAUCCGCAGCGGGAUUCGCGGGGAUCCUCCCGCCGGCGGGCAAGCAACGCCGCCAACGAUCCGGGCCGCAUUGAUCGGGCCGUCGAUCGGGCCGUCGAACCGGGCGUCGAAGCCGGCGCCGGCGCCGGCAACGCGCCUCGUGCUCCUGAGAAACAACUCGCUGGGCGCCAAAUGCCUUGACGGCAGUCCCCCAGGGUACUACUUCCGGCGCGGCAAGGGCGCGGGGCGGGCGAGCUGGCACGUGCACCUGCCGGUGGGCGCGUGGUGCCUGGACGAGCCCAGCUGCCUGCGCCGAUCACGCAGUCGCCUCGGCUCCACCACUUACUGGGCGGCUAACGCUGCUGCUGCUGCCGGCCGGCGCGGCAAGUCCUACCCGUCGUUCACGGGGCUGCUGUCACCCAGCAGCGGUGUCAACCCCGCCUUCCACGCGUGGAACCUCGUGUGGCUGGUGUACUGCGAUGGGGGCGGGUACACGAGCACGCGGGGGAGGGUCAACGUGGGGGGCAACAGGAGCGUGCACAUGGAUGGGUGGAAUAUAGUGCAGGCCGUGAUGCAAGACUUGAGACAGAAGCGUGGCAUGGCAGCACCAGCAAGGAUCCUUCUGUCUGGCAGCUCGGCGGGCGGGCAAGCAGUGGUGAUGCUGUGCGACCGCGUGGCUGCUGCCUUCCCUGCUGCCUCCACCAAGUGCUUCGCUGAUGCUGCAUUCCUCGCAGAUGCCAGGGACCGGUUUGGCCAGUAUCGGUGGCGGGACAUGGUGCGGCAGAUCGCCUCGCUCCACCAGAUAAACAUCCCCUCUUGUCCCAAAGGCGCCUCCUCAGAAGGCCCCUGGAUGUGCUUCUUCCCCCAGUACGCGCUGCCCACCGUUGCCACGCCCAUCUUCAUCUACCAGUCACUCUUCGACCUCACGCUCAUUGAGCACGGCAACCAGCUCGGCAGCAACCGGGUGUACAGUAUCAAGUGCCUCAAAGACGAGCUGUUUCAGCAGCAGCCGAAUGUGAGCUACCUAGUGGAGAGGAAGAUGUGGGACCAGGUGGCUUGGAAGGACCGGUUCUGUACGCCGGAGGAGAGGAUAGCGCUGCUUACUAUGGCGUCUACAGUCUACAGUGAGCUGCGGGAUAUAGUCACCGUGGGUAGCAGCACGGUUGGGGCUUAUAUAGUGAAUUCAUUAAACCAUGCUGUAAUUGCGUCAAAGGAUUGGGGAUCACUUAGCGUUAGAGGAAUGCGACUAAGGUCGGUCUUUACAAACUGGUAUUUGGAUUGGAGCAAGCAGAGUGUAUUCAUCGAUGAUUGAUGAUCAUAAUGAAAGAAAGCCAAUUUC